Pseudovirgaria hyperparasitica is the source of this 2571-nucleotide messenger RNA. RefSeq lists its product as uncharacterized. NCBI's taxonomy places the organism in Eukaryota, Fungi, Ascomycota, Dothideomycetes, Acrospermales, Acrospermaceae. The record is from RefSeq and is a predicted model, not a curated record. The coding region runs from base 1 to 2571 and encodes 856 amino acids. The transcript is spliced from 3 exons.
AUGGGCGUGAUAAGACGAGUUCUGGAUGUAGACGACGCAUCUCAUGUGGUUGCCCUCUUCUGGCAGUCGUCCUGGCAGUCAGAGGACUUGGCCUCACUCUUUGGGUUGUUGCUAGGAGACGACGACCUUCUGACCAAAGACGGUGAGAGAAUCAGCGCAACCACAGCAAACAAGCCCGAGGCCAGAACCUAUCUGGUAGUUUGUUAUUACCCACCAGGAGCCGAAACACUCACCGACAUUUCGAGCGGAGGCUAUAGAACGCUUCUCACAGAAGGGAGCAGGACUGUACGACGGCGACGGCGUCUUGCACCGCCUCUUUUCGUUGUAAACGCCUCUCGCAGCAAUACGCAAUACGCAAUAGACGGACGCGCCGGAACAAUCAUCGACAUAUUCGCCGCCGGCGCCGCACAAUCCGAAGACGACGAGAACGACGACAACAACGACGACGGAUUCACGACUGGCUCGUCGUUUAUCGCUUUCUUGGAACACCGCGUCUACCCUGCCCAACGCCUUUGCACUACCUUCUACUUCACCGGCACCGACACCGACAAUCUUUCAAUCCUUCACAUCACCCUCAACUCGGCUGUUAUACGUGAGCUGUCUAGAGUCAGCGCUCGAUCGACUGAGCACUUCGACCACCACAGCCAGUGCAACGGCAGACCCACCAACAACAGCGGCCUCCCACCUCAAGUCAUGGACGAACCGUUACCAGACCCAUAUACCACCCUUGGAGUGUCGAGAAACGCGACCGAGAAUGACGUCAAGUCAGCCUACAGAAAGCUGGCACUCAAGUGUCACCCGGACAAGUUUCCUGACGAAGCCGUCAAGAAAGUCAAGGAGCAGGAAUUUCAUCGUUUAAACGAGGCGUACGAACUCUUGAGCGAUCCCGCCAAGAAGAGUGAAUGGCAAGCCACGGUCAAGCUGGCGGAGAUGCGCAAAGAGGCGAUGGAGAGAGCCGCUCGUGGGAGUGGCAACAUGCGGUCCUCAUACAACGACGUGCCAUCGUCCGCAUACAAGACACAAACGCGCGCUCCCAGCUUCGCUGCUCCACCGCCCACCUCUCAAGAGCGACAACGAACUUCUUACGAUGACUAUGAUCGCUAUGAACCGACUGACAGGCCAUCUUCGCGCAAGGUGCCCGGCUACGAACGAGAGCGACACAGUAAAUCCUCCAAGACUGAACGUCAAUCGAGUAAGUCCGCAACCGAAAAGAAACGCUCAGAAGAGAAGAGGCAGAAAGAGAAAGCACAGACACGAGAGCGCUCACAAAAAGCAACGUACGUCGACGCUUCUUCCGACUCAGACUAUGGCAAAGACCAGCGCCGCAGAGAGAAAGAGAGGGCAGAAAAGGAGCCCUCGCGACGCUCGACUGCAAAUCGUAUGUUUUCUGCAGCUACCGACUCGCGAGCUCGGGGUGACGUUCACGACGACUCCCACAGGAAGUACUCCACCAUGGCCGACUAUGCCUACGCAUACAUGGGUAAAGACAAAGACUCUCGCAAAGAUAGCGGAAUCGCCUUCACGGGCACUGGAAGGCCUGCCCACGUUCGGAGGUCGUCUGCCCGACCGAAAGAUCAAAGCCCCAGAGCAAAGGACCGAGGUCCAUACAUUGUCGAAGAGCCCGAUGAGCAUGAGCGACGUAAACCAUCGAUGCCACAGUCCACGUCCUCUCCCGCUGCACUGAGGCAACACCUUUCCCAGUCACAAACUUACAGCCACGUCCGUGCGCCGCAAGAAACAGUGCCCAAGAUGGGUCGUUCCGAAACCAUGCCCACCGGAGGCUACACGACAAACACUUCACGCAGACGCGAUACAACCCCCCAACAGACUUCGAAGGACGACUCGGGCUACUCUAGCCCUGGCACGCCAGAAACUCAGCAGCCUCAGAGCGGCUUCUCGCGCUCCUACACGCAGCCAGUACCUCCUUCGACAGCACCCUAUACGUCAACCAAGGCCCGCUUUCCCUCUGCGGUCCCUCCCACCGUCCACGAAUUCACUCAAUACGAUCCAUAUGGCCCCCGUAUUGAGACUCGUGAGCCGGGUACUCAGUACACACCGCGUAUGACUAGGAGCCCAUCUCCUCAUACCAAGGAGACUGAUUCUGCAGAGCGCUUACCGAAGUCUUCGGGCCGCUCAUCAUACCCAGCAGCAUCUCCUGCCACACAGACUCAUCGCGUAGUGUACUCAUAUGCGCCCAUUUCCACCCCAUCCGUACCACGACCUCCAAUACCGCACGCCAACACGACACAAACAAUUCCAAUCGUGAGUGAGCCUGAACGUGAACGAGGCCGAGAGAGGUCCCGCCGUGAUGCUUCCCCCAAGCUUUAUGGCGAGGUGCCUUCUGCCUACACUCAAAAAUCCACCCGACCUGCCAUGGAGCGACGGACCUCCUACAGGCCCGAGGAAGUUAGCUACACUCCAAACUACAGCGUGGAUGACGUUAAGUUCAGUCAUGAAGACUACAGGAACGGCGACGAUGAGUACAGGCGUGGGUAUCGCGCAGCAUGGGAGGAAAUGGCCAGACAGGGACGUGCGCCACCCCUUCACAGGCGUGAGACUGCUGCGCACUAG